Messenger RNA from Durusdinium trenchii, 3130 nucleotides. The record is from the annotation of a GenBank genome assembly. NCBI's taxonomy places the organism in Eukaryota, Dinophyceae, Suessiales, Symbiodiniaceae.
GCCUGUGUUGCGCAGACAAAUAGCCCACGCUGAGCCGUGCUGCUCGCGUCACUUGUGGCCCGCGGGGCAGCACUUGAUGGACCGAUUUCGCUAUGCAUGGCGUCUUUAGUUUUCAUGCUCCGAUGCCUUUGCCUCUCGUAUCUCACGAACCUUGUUUGCUCAGUGGACUGCUCUGCCCAGCCUCCAGUGCAAAGAGCCUCGAAGGGGCGUCCUGUGAAGCUCACAGGGCUUUCCAUCAGUCAUGAGAUCUCUGAAGAGGAGCUGGACCUCAGCAUCCAGGCCAGCUCCGGUUCUGUGAGACUUCUACUACUUGAUGGCCUGCAGCUCUUAGAGGGAGGAGGCUCCCAUUCUGUGGCCGUUCGUGCGACCUUACCAUUGCUGCAGGCUGCAUUGGAACAGGUACAAUACACAAGUUGUACUGAUUGCUCUGCAGUGCUGGAUUCCAUACAAUUGACUUGUGCCAGCCCCAACAACAUGCAGUCAGAAGCCAUAGUGCAAAUGGAGAUUGACUCGGUGCUGCCAUAUCUCCGUGCUGCAUCACUGUAUCGCGAAAUCAAGAACUAUACUGCGCAUGUAUUUCGGGACGUUUCGCUGGAGUAUGCCAUGUAUUCGGGAAUACUGCAGCUCAAUAUCACUUCCAGCAGUGGCACUGUGGCUGUUGAGCAUGACUGGGAUGCACCUGGUGCCAUUCUUAAAGGAACCGCAGCUGAAGUAGCUUGGAUUUUGAAGAGUAGCGGCGUUACCUUCAAGCCGAAUCGGAGCCAGACCUUCGACCACCUGGUCAACCUCCAGCUUUGCCUCACCGACGAGACGGGUGCUCCAGUCUCCGAAUGCAUCACUUUGUCUCUCAAGGUUCUAGGUCUGGAAGUGGCAGCAGUGGUGGAUGAAGAGCUGAAGGUGGGAGGUGAGCCUGACACUGCUGUGGCCUCUGCUGUGGCCUCCGUGGCCUCUGUGGAAUCCCAUAUUCUUCAUGUUUGGAUGCCUGCAGCAGAUGAGAUGCCACACCUGGAGCCAUGUGAGUCCACUGGCGUUGACGAAGUCUGGUUUAGGAUUCAGGAGGAUGUUUGGGAAGCUCCUAUUUGUAUUGACCUGAGAGGCGACGCUGAUGAAAGCGCCACCUAUGUGGAUCUGCAGGUUUCUGUAUCGACUGGUAUGGUCCAUUGUGAUGCUUUUGCAGGACGGAGGGCAGGAAUCUUCACCACAAGAUGUGCAGGUACUUCGAGCGAUCCCUCCUUUCCCAGUUUGGCCUCUUGCGAAGUUGGUGCCGAAGUGGCUCUGAGGCCAACUCGAGGUGAAGUGCGAGAAUGCCUUCGCCACUUGGUCUUCACGCCCCCCUCUAACUUUGAUGGAGAGGUAUUGAUGAGAAUCACUGUGGCAUUUGUAGAUGUCUUUGGGGCUGAGCCACGCAAGAUCAUUCAGGAGUCGAAGAUCCAAGUCGAGGCGGUGAAUGACAUGCCAUGGCUCUACUGGGUAACCUUGCCUCCACAGGAGAUGCUGAACAAUGAGUCGUUCCCGUUCCGCGGCAUUCGGGUCUAUGAUCCGGACGUUGUGGGAUGGCGUGCAGAACGUGCUGAGAGCUUCACCCUCACUUUCCAGACGCUGGUUGGGGAGAUCUUGUUUCCCUUGGGCGAACCCCUUUGGCAAGAGCAAGUUCCUGCGCCUCCAUAUCCGAGCCGCUACCUUCGUCUUCAGGGCACGUUGCAGCAAAUUCAAGAGUCCUUCAACAGAGUGCUCUACAAGCCACCAGGGUGGUUUGCGGGGGAAGAUGAGGUGUUUGUGCGUGUCUCUGAUGGUGGCUUGGAGGGUGGCAGAAACCUCACGGGUGAGCUCGCCUUUCGUGUGACGGUCUUGCAGGCUCGACUUCCGGUUGGUCUCAUUGUGAAGACGGCAGCGCUGAAGAGCAAGGAGGAUGAGGCCUUUUGGUUUGGCCAAGCUGGGGGAAUUCACAUCGAUUUCCCUGCACCAGAGCCCAAGCUCUAUCUGAAGAUCUCAUCCACCGAUGGUGCCCUGCUGUUGGAUGAGAUGGUCCACUUGUCCUUUGGUUCGGUCCUUUCCUCCUCCACAACACGCCUGGAAGUGAUUGGGUCUAUGGCCGUGCUGGACACUCUGUUGCAGGAGGUGCGCUGGAAACACCCAAACCGAGACUGGGUGAGUCCUCCAGCACAACCGGCCAAGAUCGAGCUGCAGGCGUGCCAAUGGGAUUUGGAUCUGAAAGUUACCAUGGCAGACACCUGCUCCACAAGGGCUUUGACAGUGGAGGUAGAGCCGGUGGACGACACACCGGUGCUUUUCUCUUUGAAUCAUCCCUGGGCUUUACCUCUACAUGUCCAGCAGGACACCCCGAAGUCCUUGUGCUGCUUUAAGAUCCAUGACAUCGAUCUGCGCUCCACUGGGGCCGUGGGUGCCCCGUGGCCCUUUGCGAUGCGGAUCAUGGCGAAGUAUGGAAACAUCAGCAUGGCAGUCUCGGAGCAGGUGAUUCUCACCGAGGCGGAGCGGAACCUCAUUGGUUUGCAAGGCUCAGCUGCUGAUUUGGAAGAUGUCCUCAACACCUUGAGCUACACUCCUCCAGCGCAGAUGACUCACCGCCAUGGUUUGGACCACUUGUGUCUCUUUCUCCGAGACAUCUCAAGCUCCUUGAGGGUUGGCAACAUCCGCCGCUAUACUGGCUGUUGGGACAUCGACAUUGAGCCGGCUGCAGCACCCGUGCCACCGCCGCCAGCACAACCGCAGCCACGAAGUAGCCAGCGCGAGGUGCCCUGCGACUUCAAUAUCCAGAAUGACAGCGAAAAUGAAACAUGUGAAAGGCUGACAGACCUGCCUCGCAGACCACCUCCUGUGAUGUUCAACCGCGAAGAGAGGGAGGAGAACAUUAGCUGCAACGACAGAAGCUCGGCACCACAUUUGCCCUGCUUACAGUUCCAGCCAACUGGCCAAAUAAACUCACCCACUUUUUUGCUUGGCUAACCCAUGUGUCUAUUACGAUGUAAGAGUUUCUCAAAACGGAAGAGGUAACUUUGGGGUGUGAACACUCAUCCUUGCAUAGGGUUGAGUUCGGUUCCCUGAAAAGUAGUUGGUUGGAAAGUGGAGAGGUGGCUUUGCUACUAGGAGCAAGGACGCUACUAGGGGCUCC